AUGGCUUUCUCCCAGGUGCAGUGCCUGGACGACAGCCACGUCAACUGGAGGUCCAGCGAGUCCAAGCCCGAGUUCUUCUACAGCGAGGAGCAACGCCUGGCCCUGGAGGCACUGGCCUCCCGCGGCCCCGAUGCCUUCUACGAGGUCCUGAAGAAGGAGAACAUCAGGGACUUCCUCUCCGAGCUGGAACUAAAGAAGAUCCUGGACACGUUGGAGACGUACGACCCUGGCUCCGAGUACAUCCCACGCCAUGGCAGCAGUGUGGGGGAGAGCGAAGGCGAUCGCAACAGCCAAGGGGAUGAGCAGGACGUGGCCCCCUCCCUGGAGUACUGGCCGCAGAGGUCCGACCGCUCCAUCCCCCAGCUGGACCUCGGCUGGCCCGAGACCAUCGCCUACCGCGGGGUCACCCGUGCCACCGUCUACAUGCAGCCGCCCAUCGAGGGGCAAGCGCACAUCAAGGAGGUGGUGCGGAAGAUGAUCUGCCAGGCUCAGAAGGUCAUUGCAGUGGUCAUGGACAUGUUCACCGAUGUAGACAUCUUCAAGGACCUCCUGGAUGCGGGCUUCAAGAGGAAAGUGGGAGUCUACAUCAUUUUGGAUGAGACCAACGUGAAGCACUUCCUUCAGAUGUGCGAGCGAGCCCAGAUGCACGCUGGACACUUGAAGAACCUGCGAGUCCGGAGUACAGGGGGGACAGAGUUUUUCACGCGCUCGGCCACCAAGUUCAAAGGAGCUUUGGCCCAGAAGUUCAUGUUUGUGGAUGGGGACCGGGCCAUGUGUGGAUCCUACAGCUUCACCUGGUCUGCGGCAAGGACGGACCGAAAUGUCAUCACAGUCCUCUCGGGCCAAGUGGUAGAGGCAUUCGACAAGCAGUUCCAGGAGCUCUACCUCAUGUCCAAGGGGGUGAGCCUAAAGUCCAUUUCCAUGGGUGAAGAGCCUGAACCUGAGCCUGUAACACUGCCCUCCGUCGUGCCGGUGACCCCUGCCAAUGCUGUGGUGAAGAAGCUAAUAAACCCUAAAUACGCCCUGGUGAAGGCAAAGAGCGCCGACCAGAUCAGCAAGACUUCAUCAGAGAACCAGGACAAAAACCAGAAAACUGACAACAAAGGCAAAGCCAUGCCCGAGGGCCAGGUGGGCGACAGGCAUGGAGACAUGGCAGAUCUCUCCCUACUCAUCCACCCUGGCCUCCUGAAUCUGGAGAAAGCCAACAUGUUUGACUAUCUGCCCACCUGGGUCGAGCCCGACCCCGAGCCUGGGAGCGAAGUCUUGGGCUACAUCAACAUUAUUGACCCGAAGAUAAAGAACGUAAAGCUCUCGCAGAUGAACCGCAUCAAAGUCUGUGAUGUCUCCCAGGCCAGCGCCCAGCACCGGCAGAUGCUGAAGAACAGGGAGAUGGAGAUCAAGAAAAACUCAAACCAAGAGCCACCUCUGAUGUUCCCUUACCAAAGGCAGACCCCACAGACCCCCAUGGAAGCUCCUGCAGCCCCUGCUACCAGCCCCAUCGAAGGUGUCAGCUGGACAAUGAAGCAACCAGGAAUGUUUCACACUUCACCAUUGGGCCACUGCUUGAAGCCACCAGAGGAGAUACUGGAGGACAUCAAGCCCCCAGUUCCAAAGCCAAGGACCAUCCCUGCUGGUAUCCUUGUGACCAAAGUCAUUACGCCCUGUGAGGGCAGCACUGCCCCAGAGGAUGACAUACAACCACUGCCAGGCAACCACGAGGGUACAAAGCAGGAACCAGAGGAGAAGCCCAAUGGAGCUUCAGUGGAAUCCUGCCAUCUCCAGCCAGACCGGCCAGUGACAGGGACACAGGAGGACAAAGGGCCUCCCUGCACCCAUAACGGGCUGGGAGAUGGGGAGGAGGAGGAGGAAGAGGAAUACAUCACUCUCAGUGACCAGGAGAGCUACUCCAGCAGCUCUGCUGACCACAGCUACCGCCGCUCCAAUGCCUCCUCCAUCUCAGAUGAGUACUUCGAGGUGAGGGAUCGCUACGGGCCACUCCGGCGAACCAACUCGGACGUCACCCACAAUGGGGAGAUCCUUCCCAUGCAGAGGAAGCUCAGUGACCCUCACAUCAGCCGGGGCACCUUCCUCAGCCCCCUGGGGAGCCUUCCGUCCCUGAAGCAUGUCCAUGUGGAGGACAUGACGAAGAGGAGGAGCAACGCCGUGGAGAUUAGGUGCGUGCUGCCACGCACCAUCCUGGAUGGCAACAGCUCCUACCCCAGCAGUACUGCACAGGGGAUGCACAUCUACCGCUACCGACCCAGGAACCCCGCAGGCAGAGAGCAAGGCAAGGAGGUCUCCUGCUCCCCGACACACGAGAAACCCCUCGGGGCCACCAAAUACAGAGGGGAUGGAGCUGAACCCAAAAAGACCAUCGCAGGCAGCCAGCCCUACUGGCAGAGCAAAGCCUUCAGCCCCAGCAAGCCCACACAGCCCGGCCACCUCUCACCAAGCCACCCCAAAGCAUCAAGCAAACGCUUAACCUCCCUGCCAGAAAGCCAGAAGACAACCGAGGAGGUGAAGACACCCCUUGGCAUCCCGCUCUCCAAACUGUCCCAGUCCAAGCACCUCAAGAACAGGGCUGCGGGAGCCCCAGGUGCUUCUAUUGACUCCAAAAAGAAGCCCCCCGAGACCACUGGCCAGAAGGACCACUAA
Balearica regulorum gibbericeps (East African grey crowned-crane) is the source of this 2655-nucleotide messenger RNA. It is a transcript of the gene SACK1G, whose product is annotated as family with sequence similarity 83 member G. NCBI's taxonomy places the organism in Eukaryota, Metazoa, Chordata, Aves, Gruiformes, Gruidae. Gene Ontology annotation, molecular function: protein kinase binding. The record is from RefSeq and is a predicted model, not a curated record. Gene Ontology annotation, cellular component: nucleus; cytosol. Gene Ontology annotation, biological process: BMP signaling pathway.